AAAUUCCAUUUUUGAAUAGAAAAAAAAUGAUGAAAUUGAAACAAUUUUUCAUCAUCAAUUUUUUAUUACUAACAAUAAAUGUCGUAAUAGGCGAUACUAUCGAUGUUUCAACAUCAAUAUCAUCGAUUGUUAAUUCAACAAUGUUAAAUAAUAAUAAUAGUUAUGUGCCAGUUAAAGAAAAUGGAAAUUCAACAACGAUCAACAAUGAAUCAUCAUCAUCAUCAUCAUCAUUGACGAAUGUUACCACCGAUAGUAAUGCAAAUGUAUACAAUGGUAUCGUUAUUGAUAAUAAAGAUCCACUUGAAGUGAAUGCUCAACAACAGAAUCCAUUUUUGGCUAAUCGAAUGAGUGGAGGUGGUGGUGGUGGUAUCAAUCCACAAAUAGCAAUGAUAUUACGGAAUAAUCCACGUUUACAAUUACUUGCACAACAGAAUCCGGUUAUGGCACAGCAAAUAAUGAGAAAUCCACAGUUAUUACGUGAUCCAAUUAUUCAAAGAGCUAUUCAAUCACAAUUAUCACCAGGACAGCAACAAGGUUUACUAGGACAAAUUGGCCAACUUGGAUUGAAUGGUCUGAAUGGUCUUGGACGUGCUCUUAAUCCACUUGGUUUGAAUCCAUUGAAUCCAAUGAACAACAAUAAUAAUAAUAAUAAUAACAACCGCAACAAUAUCAAUCGGAUGAAUCAGAUGAACAAUCGGAAUCAACAAAAUUUUGGAUUGCCACAACAGCGACAUCCACAGAAUUUUGGUCAAGUCAAUCCAAACCAUCAAGAUAGGCUCAAUGGAGGUUAUUACGGUGGUAAUGAUAAUUAUGCAAAUCAAACACCAGCACCAGAAACAGAAAAUGAAAUUGAUGAUGGAUCAUCACAUGGUGAUGAAGAUAGUGAAAAUCAUGUUGAUCCUGGACAACAAGAUUAUGGUGGUGGUGGUGGUGGUGGUGAUGACAAUGGUGCCGGUGCUGGUGAUGAUUCACAACAAAAUCCAGCUGAUGAUCCAGAUAUACAACAAUUACAAAAUUUUGGUGGUCCUCUCAAUGAUAAUUUUCCUGAAGGACUAUUUCCACCUGGUCUAUUAUCUAAAGAAGAUAUAGCUGAAAUUCGUCGUCAACAAGAAAAACAACAACAGGAAGAAAUGGAACGUGAACGUCGUAGACAACGGCAACCGAAUCAUCAAUCAACAAGUCCAGAUUAUGAUAAUUCAGGUUCUGGUGAAAAUGAAAAUGGUGAUGGUAGUGAACAUCAAGAUGCUGAAUAUCCUGAAGGUGCUGGUGAUGGUGAACAACAACAACAUAAUGAUCAUGAUGGUGAAAAUAGUAGUAGUAAUGAAAAUCAUCAUGAUGAUGAUCAAUCACAUAAUAAUAAUGAUGUUAAUGGUGGCCAUAUAAUCGAUACAACACCAUUACCACCUGCAUAUAAAAAUGCUUAUCAACCAAUACAGCCACAAUAUCGUAAUCAUCCACAUCGUAAUCAUAUGCAACCUAUUAAUGAAUAUCACAGUGUUCCCGGUCAACAUAAUCAUCAUUCGAAAAAUCAAUUCAAUCAACAACAACCACCAAAUGUUGAAUAUGAUCCAAAUCAUGGCCAAUAUCAUCAUGGUCAUCCUCAUCAUCAUCAUAAUUAUAAUCAUCAACAUCCAAUGGGUUAUUCUGCAACCACUUUUGCACCACCAAUAACAACAUCAAAUCCAGGUGUUCAUUAUGAUGAAACAGAUGAUUUUAAUGAUUCAAAUAUGUUGAAUAGAGGUGGUGGUAGUGGUGGUGGCUAUCAUAAUCGACAACCAUUUAAUGGUGGUUAUUAUCGAAAUCAACCAAAUAUCCAUAAUAAUCAAAAACCAUUGAUUUCUAGAUCAAAAACAUUACAACAACAAUGGCCAGGAUCACAACAACAAUAUCCAUUAUCAACAUUGAAUAAUAAUGAUGAUGAAUUACGACGAUCAUCAUUAUUACAGAAUGAUGAUGAUGAUGCAACGAAUCCGGAUAAUAUGCCAAUGAGAUCACCAGGUUUAUAUUCAAAUUUUAUGAAUAAUCGUCGUAAUAAUCAAUAUCGACCAGAUAGAAUGAUGGAUAGAAAUCGUGGAUUGAUAUCGCAACCACGUGGAUUCUGAUUAGUUGCUAAAUUUGUUCAUAUUUUUUUACAUAAUCAUUUUUAUUCACUUUAUUGCCGUCCAUCCACCGAAACCAAUCAAAUAUUGAUGCCAAUUAGGCUUGUAAUUUAUUUAUCACAUUAUUUCGCGCUUGAAAAAUGUAAUAAAAUUCAAAUUCAUAUUUUGA
Messenger RNA from Dermatophagoides farinae (American house dust mite), 2268 nucleotides. RefSeq lists its product as uncharacterized. Lineage: Eukaryota; Metazoa; Arthropoda; Arachnida; Sarcoptiformes; Pyroglyphidae. The record is from RefSeq and is a predicted model, not a curated record.